This is a messenger RNA of Ananas comosus (pineapple), 2133 nucleotides long. RefSeq names its product nicotinate phosphoribosyltransferase 2-like. The record is from RefSeq and is a predicted model, not a curated record. Lineage: Eukaryota; Viridiplantae; Streptophyta; Magnoliopsida; Poales; Bromeliaceae. Bases 159 to 1862 code for a protein of 567 amino acids. Gene Ontology annotation, molecular function: nicotinate phosphoribosyltransferase activity. The transcript has 15 exons. Gene Ontology annotation, biological process: NAD+ biosynthetic process.
AAAAAAGCAAGCGAGAGCGAAAAGACCGAGGCGCGCAGGGGAAGGAAAGAUGGAGUAUCUAUAUAAACAGCAAUAACUCCUCUUUCCCGUUCCCCUCUCCCUAUCUAGAGCCCUCACCUCCGCGAAACCUAGAGAGAGAGAGAGAGGCGGGGAGAUCCAUGGCGGCGGCGGCGGCGGUGGCGGCGACGGCGAACGGAUCGCCGGCGACGGCGGCGGAGGCGGCGGAGGAGAUCGGGGGGCCGACGAAUCCGAUGGUGACGCCGCUGCUCACGGAUUUGUACCAGUUCACCAUGGCCUACGCGUAUUGGAGAGCCGGGAAACACCUCGAUCGAGCCGUGUUUGAUCUGUACUUCAGAAAGAACCCAUUUGGCGGUGAAUUCACGGUUUUUGCUGGUCUUGAAGAAUGUAUUCGUUUAAUUGCAAAUUUCAAAUUUAAAGAGGCGGAUAUUUCUUUUUUGCGGUCGGUUAUGCCUACGUGUGAGGAUGGAUUCUUUGACUAUCUCAGAGAAGUUGACUGCUCUGAUGUGGAGGUUUAUGCCAUUCCUGAGGGUUCUGUUGUUUUUCCGAAGGUUCCCUUGAUGAGAAUCGAAGGACCAGUUGCUGCGGUUCAACUGCUCGAGACUCCAUUUGUAAAUCUCGUGAACUAUGCCUCCUUAGUGACUACAAAUGCAGCACGACACCGAUUUGUUGCUGGAAAGUCAAAAGUUCUACUUGAAUUUGGACUUAGACGAGCACAGGGACCUGAUGGUGGGAUUAGUGCUUCCAAAUACUGUUAUAUUGGCGGGUUUGAUGCAACAAGCAAUGUAGCAGCUGGAAAAUUAUUUGGCAUACCACUUCGAGGAACACAUUCGCAUGCCUUUGUUAGCUCAUAUAUGAGCCUUGAUGAGAUCCAAGACAGAGCACUUAAGAGUCCUGAUGGCUUAAGGACUUGCGAGGAUUUUGUUAGCCUUGUGCAGACUUGGCUCAGAAAACUUCAGUUGGCAGGUUCGUUGAGCGGUAUUUUUGGUGAGACAAAUCAAAGUGAGCUGGCAGCUUUCACAUCGUAUGCAUUGGCAUUUCCAAAUAACUUCCUAGCGCUCGUGGACACAUAUGAUGUUAUGCGAAGUGGAAUUCCCAAUUUCUGCGCUGUAGCUCUCGCACUGAACAGUUUGGGGUACCGAGCAUCUGGAAUUAGAUUGGAUUCUGGUGAUCUAGCAUAUCUUUCUAUUGUAGCUCGGGAGUUCUUUCAUGCAGUAGAGAAGGAAUUCGGAGCGCCUGAUUUUGGAAAGAUGACUAUUACAGCUAGCAACGACUUGAAUGAGGAAACAAUUGAUGCCCUGAACAAGCAGAGGCAUGAAGUAGAUGCCUACGGAAUCGGAACCUAUCUCGUAACUUGUUAUGCUCAAGCGGCUCUUGGCUGCGUCUUUAAGCUAGUUGAGAUAAAUAACCAGCCGCGAAUCAAACUUUCUGAGGAUGUUGCGAAGGUAUCUAUUCCAUGUAAGAAACGGUGUUUUCGAUUAUAUGGAAGAGAAGGUUACCCAUUGGUAGAUAUGAUGACCGGGGAGAAUGAACCGCCGCCAAAAGCAGGAGAGCGCAUCCUUUGUCGCCAUCCAUUCAAUGAAUCUAAGAGAGCGUACGUUGUGCCGCAGCGCGUAGAAGAGCUUCUGAAGUGCUACUGGCCUGGAAGUUCACAAAAACCAAGAGAAGAACUACCUUCGCUCAAGAAGAUCAGGGUUCGUUGCCUGCAACAUCUUGAACAGAUGCGUCCCGAUCACAUGAGGCGGUUAAACCCAACACCUUACAAGGUUAGUGUGAGCUCGAAGCUAUACGAUUUCAUUCAUUUCCUAUGGCUCAAUGAGGCACCGGUCGGCGAGCUGCAAUAAAUGGCUUAUUUAGGGUUCCAUAAUAAGGUUCAACCACCACGACCCCACAGCGACAAGGUUCGAAUUUAAAAGAGUUCUAGGCUUACGACUAAUCAGUUAUUUCUCUCAUAAUUCAACUUGUGUAAUAUGUUUGUACAUGUCCUUGCUCUUUUCAUUCUUGUUCCCUGUUCUCUGUUUAAGAGCUCUACUGCAAAUAAAUAUUUUCAGAUCUUGGUUUCAAGUAUAGUAAUUCCAUAACAGUAUCUAAAAAGGCUACAAUGUUAAACUUCAA